AUGCCAGCUUCUACUACACUUUCCGACUCCGAGUUAAUUGGUAUCGAUGUGAAUGGACACAUGACUCCGUUUCAUGCCAUAUUCUUAAGGGAUUCCUGCUCUUGUGCGGCCUGUAUCGACCCAUCAACAAGGCAAAAGCUCUUUCAGACGGCAGAUAUUCCUCUAGAGCUUAGACCUCGGAUCGAGCAAUCUACGGACGAAACUGUUAGACUUAGCUGGGAGAAUGAUGUUGCAGGAUUUUCGUCGGAUCAUGAAACAGUCAUUUCGAAGGCCUUCCUGGCCGAUGUACUCGCGUUGCAAACCAAGGUAUUGCGAGAGAAAACCGAGGACCCUCAAACACAAUUGUACUGGGAUGCCGCCCAGAUGGAGAAGGAGAAUUCCUCCAUCAGUUACCAUGACUAUCAAUCAACCGCUGGUGGUGUCUUCGAGAUAGUCGAUCGGCUAUGGAGAUACGGACUCGCGUUCCUCAAGGAUGUCCCGGAUGAAGUGGACUCAAUCGAGAAGAUAGCCACUCGCAUUGGGCCUCUCCGAAAUUCGUUUUACGGGACUACUUGGGAUGUACGAUCCAUUCCUAAUUCGAAGAACAUUGCCUAUACGGACAAGUUUCUGGGUCUCCAUAUGGACUUGCUGUAUAUGGUCAAUCCUCCGCGAAUCCAGAUUCUACAUUCACUCCGGGCGAGGGCACCGGGGGGAGCCUCGAUGUUUUCGGAUUCCUUCCGUGCUGCGGAAUUGCUUCAACGGUCCAACAUUGCCGGUUUCCGUUCUCUGGCAACUUUCCCAGUGACGUAUCAUUACGACAACGACGGACAACACUACCGUUUCACAAGACCGACAGUUGAACUAGUUGGAAUUACCGAUGUGAAUAGUCUGACGGAUAGUGAUCUUGCUGCCGCACGCAUUGAGAGAAUCAAUUGGUCACCGCCUUUCCAAGGACCAUUUUCCGCAGGCUUUGGCGUCCAUGAUUCUGCGGUGGCCUUGAAAUCGUAUCUGGCUGCAGCAAAGACAUUCAAUGAGUCGCUGAACUCGGAAGAGCACAUGUACGAAUAUAGGCUGAAAGAGGGAGAGGCCGUGGUGUUCGACAAUCGGCGCGUGUUGCAUGCCAGACGGGCUUUUGAUGCUCAGGGUGGUGAGAGGUGGCUUCGAGGGGGUUAUGUUGAUGAAGAUGUGUGGAAGAGCCAAAUCAGAGUUGCUGGCAAAAGAAUUUCUGACAAUCAAAGCUGA
Eremomyces bilateralis CBS 781.70 is the source of this 1221-nucleotide messenger RNA. RefSeq names its product Clavaminate synthase-like protein. Bases 1 to 1221 code for a protein of 406 amino acids. Gene Ontology annotation, molecular function: oxidoreductase activity. The record is from RefSeq and is a predicted model, not a curated record. Lineage: Eukaryota; Fungi; Ascomycota; Dothideomycetes; Eremomycetales; Eremomycetaceae. The transcript has a single exon. Gene Ontology annotation, cellular component: mitochondrion. Gene Ontology annotation, biological process: carnitine biosynthetic process.